AUGCAGCAGCAACUGCUCCGCAACCCCCCACCCUCUCCUCCUCACUCCAACGACGGCGACCUGGCCUCCGACGCUGAUCUAUACUCAAUGUACGGCACUCCGGAACCCUAUGCAGGUGGCGGGCAAGGCGGUGAUGAGAGCUUCAGCGAGCAGAGUUCGGUGGGAAUUAACAUCCGAUAUGCGCCCACGAGCGACUAUCCUCAGAAUGCGUCUCUGCAUCAUUCGAUGAUGCACAAUGGUGCUCGGGUCAGUACGCCACCGACCGAUGACUCGUUUGCUCCUGGGAGUCUUGACUCAACGGCAUCCACCAGGUGGUCGUCGCCCGGACGGAGGCAGAGCGCUGCACGAGCGAGAGUAUUGAGGUCCCCCAAGCAGCGACGCAGGGCAAAGAACCGCAGUAAUACGGAGUCGACAUAUGCUUUCAAGGAGCCUUUGAGUAUCUUGACGGCACAACUGACCCAUAUCGAGGUCAAGGACAUGGACAAACAUGUUAACCGACCGAUUGAGGAACGCCUGAUCGAAGUACAGAAGAAGGACGGGAAGAUCCCCAGGCCCAUGAACUCGUUUAUGCUCUACCGCUCGGCGUACGCUGAGCGGGUCAAAGAAUUCUUCAGACAGCAAAAUCACCAAGUGGUAUCGUCUGCGUCGGGCGUCAGUUGGAAUAAGGAAACACCAGAGAUCCGGGCAAAAUACGAGCGACUCGCGGUAAUUGAGAAGAGAAAUCACCUCAAGGCACACCCCGGCUAUAAGUUCACUCCAACAAAAGACAAGAGAAAGCGUGGGACACUCGACGAUACCCGUUCCUUCAACAGUGAGUUCGGCGGGACCUCUGACGGCAGCCCAGCGUCGCGUCAUAUCAGUCGGCUCAGCACUUUCAGCACCCCCGAGAUUAGCAGUGGGUGGAACAGCGGGCAUCCGACGCCUCCUGACAUGGGCGACCAUGGCUUGCCGACAGACUAUGGUUUCCCACCUACGUGGCCUACAAGCCAUCCUGCCAGGCCAACAUCGGGAAUGAUGCUCACCUCUGACCCUUCGCACUUCAUACAACACGCCCCACACCCAGAAGAAAUACACUAUGCUCCGUCGACAGCCCUGGCUGGCCUACCCGGCGCAGCCCAUCACGACCUCCUUCAACCUCAGGGACAACCAGGCGGCCAAGUCGACCCUGCGCUGCUGGACUAUCCCAAUAGUUCACUGCACCCCGAGGGUGGGAACCAUGCCUACGGGCACCCCCAUUACCCGGUAUGGCAGGAGUCCGGCACCAAUGCUUAUGCUCCUUUCGAGGCUUCCAUGGCACCCAGCCCUAACGGCCUUUCUGGAGCUCAGCCCAUGCAACAAAGUGUGGACGGCCAGGAGACAUGGGAAUCAGGCCAAGCGGCAACCCUCGAGCCCGCUGGCGGUGAAUUCGAUAGCUGGCUCAACCACCCUAAUGGGUACUGA
Aspergillus mulundensis is the source of this 1440-nucleotide messenger RNA. RefSeq names its product HMG-box domain-containing protein. NCBI's taxonomy places the organism in Eukaryota, Fungi, Ascomycota, Eurotiomycetes, Eurotiales, Aspergillaceae. The coding region runs from base 1 to 1440 and encodes 479 amino acids. Gene Ontology annotation, molecular function: RNA polymerase II cis-regulatory region sequence-specific DNA binding; DNA-binding transcription factor activity, RNA polymerase II-specific. Gene Ontology annotation, cellular component: nucleus. The transcript has 3 exons. The record is from RefSeq and is a predicted model, not a curated record. Gene Ontology annotation, biological process: regulation of transcription by RNA polymerase II.